Molecule: messenger RNA, 4796 nt
Organism: Lotus japonicus
Lineage: Eukaryota; Viridiplantae; Streptophyta; Magnoliopsida; Fabales; Fabaceae
Product: protein RNA-directed DNA methylation 3
Exons: 19
Coding region: 99-4643 (1514 amino acids)
Biological process (GO): transcription elongation by RNA polymerase II; regulation of DNA-templated transcription elongation; regulation of transcription by RNA polymerase II
Cellular component (GO): DSIF complex
Molecular function (GO): mRNA binding
Source: RefSeq, a predicted model, not a curated record
UCGCAUUUCCCAUUUCACUCACUCACUCUCUCAACUUCCCCUCUCUCUCUCUCCCUGCAUGCAAUCGGCGUUGCUCUCUCCCCGCAUUUUCGCCGGAAAUGACGAACAAGGGCAAGCAGGUCGCCGGAAAAGACUCCGCUGGCAAGCGCAAGGCCAAUUUCGACGAUGAUAAGACCGGCGGCGGUGGAAAACGGAAGAAUCGUGGAGUGGUUCAGUUCUUCGAAGAGGCAGCUGCCGUUGACGACUACGACACCGAUAACGACACCGACGACAGCAAUUUCGAUGAUUUGUUUGGUGAUGAGUAUGAAACGUUGUCGACGAUGUUGAACGAUACUAAUGCUAGUGCUAAGAGCCAGAGUAGGCCCGCAUUUGUCCCCAAAGAGGAGGUGGUGGAUGAAGAAUUUGAUAGAUUUUUGGAGGAACGCUAUGCAGGAGGCUCUAAAUUUAGCCACUUCGCGGAUGAGUACGAUGACAAACCAAUGGACCCUAGUUCUAUGCAUCCCGGUGCUAAGGAAGUAACUCCUGCAAUCUGGAAAGUCAAAUGCACUGUUGGGCGUGAGAGGCUUUCAGCUUUCUGUCUGAUGCAGAAGUUUGCUGACAUGAAAAAACUCGGGACUAAUUUGAAGUUAAUAUCUGCAUUUUCUGUAGAUCAUAUGAAAGGAUUUGUGUACAUGGAGGCUGAUAAACAGUGUGAUAUAAACGAGGCAUGUAAAGGGCUUACUGGUAUCUAUGUUACUCGGGUGCAACCUGUUCCACCAAAUGAAGUUUAUCAUCUGUUUUCUGUUAGAAAAAAGAGCCCUGAUAUUUCUGAGGGAAUGUGGGCCCGCAUAAAAAGUGGCAAUUACAAGGGUGAUUUGGCUCAGGUCGCGGCGGUCAGUAAAAAAACUACAGUCAAGCUUAUUCCAAGAGUUGAUCUACAAGCAUUGGCUGCCAAAUUUGGUGGCGGAAAUAGUCGUCAAAAAACUGCUAUAGCGGCACCAAGAUUAAUCAGCUCAAGUGAACUUGACGAAUUUAGACCUCUCAUCCAGUUAAAACGUGACCGUGACACGGGGAAAGUUUUUGAGGUUCUUGAUGGCAUGAUGUUCAAGGAUGGAUUUGUAUAUAAGAAAGUAUCUCCGGAUUCAUUAAGUUUAUGGGGUGUUGUGCCAACAGAAGAGGAGCUGUUGAAGUUUGGAACUUCUGAAAACAAUGAAUCAACUGAUUUGGAGUGGCUGUCGCAGCUUUAUGGUGACUCAAAGAAAAAACGGGUUGUAAGAGGAGCUGAUAAGGGUGGUGAGAAAGGAGAGGGCACAUCAAGUUCCAGUGUGGUAAAUGGUUUCGAACUGAAUGAUCUUGUGUGCUUCGGCAAGAAGGACUUUGGUGUGAUAGUAAGCAUGGAUAAGGAGGAUUGCUACAAGAUUCUGAAAGAGGGUUCAGAUGGUCCUGUUGCUGUGACUCUUGAAAGACAUCAAAUAAAGAGUGGGCUAUUUGAUUUGAAACUUACUGCCCAAGAUCGCCAUUCGAAGACUAUAUUGGUUAAUGAUAAUGUGAGGGUUCUGGAGGGUCCGUCUAAGGAUAAACAAGGCAUUGUUAAGCACAUAUAUAGAGGGAUUGUCUUUUUAUACAAUGAAAUUGAGGAAGAAAAUUGUGGUUACUUCACCGCUAAAUCUAGUGUGUGUGAAAAAGUCAAACAUGGUGUUGCUGAUUGCAUUGGAAAGGAUGGUGAACCAGGCCCUUUAAUCUUUGAAGACCCACUCGAAGACCCACCAACGUCCCCAAGAUCUCCCCUCUCACUAAAAAAACCAUGGCAAGCAAGAGAAAAUAAUCGUGAAUUUAACCGUGGGGACCAAGACAGCUUGUUUGCUAUUGGUCAGACCUUGAGAAUUAGGAUAGGUCCUUUGAAGGGGUACCUCUGCCGUGUCAUUGCCAUCCGUCGCUCUGAUGUUACCGUGAAACUAGAUUCUCAGCAAAAGGUUCUUACAGUUAAAUCUGAGCACCUUUCUGAGGUUCAAGGGAAGAGCACUGCUGUGUCAGCAAGUGUUGAUCCAGAUUCAAGUUCUUUGAAGCCAUUUGAUCUGCUUGGUACUGAAGGUAGCUCUGGAGGUUGGAUGAAUGGAGUGGGAGCGUCCACGGGGGGUGGUGGAUGGAAUGCUGGAGGGACGUCAGCUGGAGAGUCCACAGGGGGUGGUGGAUGGAAUGCUGGAGGGACGUCAGCUGGAGAGUCCACAGGGGGUGGUGGAUGGAAUGUUGGAGGGACGUCAGCUGGAGAGUCCACGGGGGGUGGUGGAUGGAAUGCUGGAGGGACGUCAGCUGGAGAGUCCACAGGGGGUGGUGGAUGGAAUACUGGAGGGACGUCAGCUGGAGAGUCCACAGGGGGUGGUGGAUGGAAUGCUGGAGGGACGUCAGCUGGAGAGUCCACAGGGGGUGGUGGAUGGAAUGUUGGAGGAACGUCAGCUGGAGAGUCCACUGGUGGUGGUGGAUGGAAUGUUGGAGGGACGUCAACCGAAAGGAGUGCAUGGCCUGACUCGUCUGCUCCAAGCUUGUUGAAGCCAGAGUCUACCGCAAACCCCUUCGGUUCUGAGGGUACAGAAGAUACUGCUUGGGCAACUAAAAGUACUUCAAAUCAGAAAUCCUCAUGGGGUGCUGCAGUGGAGAAUAAUAGAGUCACUUCUGAUCCAGUUGACUCUGGUGGCUCGAAAAAAGGAGGAGGCAGCUGGGGUCAGGCUGAAAAUAGAAGUGGAAGUAUGGAUGUUGGCAAUCAGAAUUGCGCAUGGAAAAAUAAAACAAGCGAUUUGGAUGGUAACCAGUCCUCACAAUGGAAUACAACUAAAGCUUCUGAAGAGGAGUCCCCUGGUUGGAGCAGUGCCAAAAAAUCAAAUGACAGUCCAGCAACUGGAUGGGGUCAAGGCAGUGGUGUUAAAAGUGGAUCAGAUGGUGGAGCAAACUUGAGUUCUGCAUGGGGUGGUUCGAAAUCUGGAACAAGUAAUACUGAUGUUGGAGCAGGGUGGAAUAACAAGCCAAAUAAGGAUGGAAACAAGGCAUCUGGUUGGGGUCAGGCAGGGCAUAAAAGUGGAGGUAUGGAUGCUGACAAUCAGAAUAGCACAUGGAAAAAUAAAGCAAAUGAUUUGGAUGGGAAUCAGUCCUCAGGAUGGAAUGCAACCAAAGCUUCUGAAGAGGAGUCCCCUGGUUGGGGAAGUGUCAAAAAAUCAAAUGACAGACCAGCACCGGGAUGGGGUCAAAGCAGUGGUUCUAAAAGUGGAGCAGAUGACAAUCAGAAUAGCACAUGGAAAAGUAAAACAAACGACUUUGAUGGGAAACAAUCCUCAGGAUGGAAUGCAACCAAAGCUUCUGAAGAGGAGUCCCCUGGUUGGAACAGUGCCAAAAAAUCAAAUGACAAUCCAUCAACUGGAUGGGGUAAAAAUGGAGGAGGAGGCUGGGGUCAGGCAGGGGAGAAAAGUGGAAGUAUGGAUGUUGACAAUCAGAAUAGCUCAUGGAAAGGGGGAUCAAGUUUUGAACAAAAUCCAGAAUCUCAAUGGGGUUCUGGCUCAGGUAAUACUGAUGAUGGAGCAGGUAGAGGGAAUUGGAGAGGUGGCCGUGGCACUGGAGACUCCGAUAGAGGUGGCUUUAGAGGUAGAGGCUUCCGAGGUAGAGGUGAACGUGGGGGCUUUGGGGGCCGGGGAGAACGUGGUGGUUUUGGUGGCCGGGGAGAUCGUGGGGGCUUUGGUGGUCGAGGUAGAUCAGACACUGAAGAUUCUGGUGGAAGAUGGGGAUCAGACAGAGGCUUUGGUGGCCGAGGAGAUCGUGGGGGCUUUGGUGGUCGAGGUAGAUCAGACACUGAAGAUUCUGGUGGAAGAUGGGGAUCAGACAGAGGCUUUGGUGGCCGAGGAGAUCGUGGAGGCUUUGGUGGUCGAGGUAGAUCAGACUCUGAUGAUUCUGGUGGAAGAUGGGGAUCAGACAGAGGCCGAGGCCGUGGCCGUGGCCGUGGAAGGUUUGACCAAUCUGGUGGUUGGAGCAACAGACAGGAUUCAGGUGAGGAUGGUUCCUCUGAUUGGAAGAAGGGGGCAGAUAGUGUAGAAGGAGGGAAGAAUAAUAACGGAUCUGGGUCUUGGAACCAGGAUAGUGGUGGCAAGAAGGGCUGGAGCCAGGGAAAUGCAGAUGAGCGUCCAAGCUGGAGCCAAGGAGGUGGAAGUAACAAGCCAUGGCAGGGUGGUAGUUCAGCUGGUGCUGGGGCUAGUGGUGGUGGUUGGAAAGGAAAUGAUGACAAAAAGGACGGGCAGAGCUGGACCCAGGGCAAUGCAGGUAAUGAUCGCCCAAGCUGGAACCAAGGAGGUGGAAGUAACAAGCCAUGGCAGGGUGGUAGUUCAGCUGGUGCUGGGGCUAGUGGUGGUGGUUGGAAAGGAAAUGAUGACAAAAAGGACGGGCCGAGUUGGAGCCAGGGCAAUGCAGGUAAUGAUCGCCCAAGCUGGAACCAAGGAGGUGGGAGUAAUAAUAAUACCCAGGGGGAUGGGUGGAACAAAGGAUCUAGCUCAAGUAAUACUACUUCUGGGGGCUGGAAUCAAUCUAGUGCUGCAGACAUGGGUCAAUCAACUAAUUUGAAUGAAUCAGCCGAUGCAGGUUCCUGGGGCAAGAAAAAUGAUGGGGGUAACAAAGGUGGGUGGGGGUAAUUGCUGUCUGGAACGUAUUUAUAUGUAUGGACCAGAGAAGGAGAUUCGAGCAUAUGCAUUUCUAGUUACUGUUGGGAAACUUCUUUUGUAAAUCCGCACUUUUCUGCUCGAUCUUGGUGUUUAUAUUAUCUUUAACUUAAUGCUUUUCGAACA